Messenger RNA from Anopheles cruzii, 1746 nucleotides. Its product is annotated as multiple coagulation factor deficiency protein 2 homolog. Gene Ontology annotation, molecular function: calcium ion binding. The transcript is spliced from 4 exons. The coding region runs from base 258 to 950 and encodes 230 amino acids. Lineage: Eukaryota; Metazoa; Arthropoda; Insecta; Diptera; Culicidae. The record is from RefSeq and is a predicted model, not a curated record.
GUAAACAAGAGAUGUGUCACAACAAGUGCGUUGUCAAAAUACCAUUCCACCCUCCCUCCCCGCGCUCUAAAGCGGUAACGUGGAUGUGGAUGUUUCCGAUUCAGACAUUGGAUGUGGCAGCUUGUUACAAAUUCCUAUAGUAGCAGUAAUGCUCAAAGUCUUUUCUACAAUAGUCAAUUCGUAAAACAUUAACGUUCGGAAACGCCGGGCAACGCAAAUAACAAACAUUGAAAUUCUUCACAUACAGGGGAGAUACAAUGAAGCUAAACAUAGUGAUAGCCUUGAUAGUGGUGCAUCUUGCAACGUUAGCUAAUUGUCAACGUGCAGUUCCUGGUGUCAAUCCAAAUAAUUAUCAACCCCCGCCACAGCAACAACAUUAUCAGCCGCCCCCUCCUCAGUACCAACAACAAGCCCCACAGCAGCAGCAACAACAUUAUCAACAGCCCCCCCAACAGCAGCAACCGCCACAACACCAGCAAAUGCAACAGCAGCAGCAGCAGCAGCAGCAUCAGCAGCAAUUUCAACAACAGCCACAUGCGGACCAUGGCCCCCAGCAAGUUUUGCACACCGGAAAUUUGCAACAAGAGAAACAACACAUCGCUGAGCAUAUGGAUGUCCCGAUCGACACAAGCAAGAUGAGCGAACAGGAGCUACAGUUUCAUUACUUCAAAAUGCACGACUCGGACAACAACAACAAGCUGGACGGAUGUGAGCUAAUAAAAUCGCUCAUCCACUGGCACGAACAAGGCAAGGCACAAGAAAACAGCGGCCAACCACAGCACGAGGAAAAAAUAUUUUCCAAUGACGAACUGUCGGCCCUGAUCGAUCCCAUCCUCAACUCGGACGAUCACAACCAGGACGGUUUCAUCGACUACCCGGAAUUUGUACACGCACAGCACAAAGCGGCCCAGCAGCAACAACAAGAUCAACAGGCACAACCGCAUCCCUAAAGAACGCAAUCCCCUGAACUAUGCCAUCAGUUAUGCAGCGGAUCGAGAACGUUAUAAUAGACUGAACAAAGACUAAACGAGCUUUCGAAGCACCGCAACGAUUCGGCGAAAUGAAAAGGCAUCUGGCAGCAGUCCUUUGAGAGUCAUUAUUAUUUGGAAACACAAUACAAAAUUUUCUCGAUACGAGAUGUUUGAUAAUUCAUAACUUAUUAAUUUCGCACAAACUUUGACAGUAUUAGCAUUCCGGUCCUUUUUUAUAAUUGGAAAACCACUACUGCCCUGUAGUAUAUGCCUUUCCUCAUUCUCCGAAGAUUCCAUAGCAUAUUCCAACAUUCAUUAAAAAAUCUCAUGUCCACUUGCCAUCCAUCGGGUUUAAAGAUCAGGUGGUGCAAGCGCGGAUCGCCGAACUUGUCAAGCAAGCAUAAAUCAAUGAUGGGUUUACUCUUGCAUGAUCACUGGGGUUUCAUUCCAAGCACACUUUGAAAGUUGCCAAAGUAGCAUUUGAAUGGUGGUUGGCGGUACCAUAAAGAAUGGAAGGUCUUUUGUAAUGUAUGAUGUAUGUAAAUGUUGGUGUUUUUGUUUCGCAUAGACUUUUUUUGUUUUCUAAUUUGAAAAUUAUUAAAAUAUAAACCGGCUGGUACAUCAAUACCACCAAAUCCACCCUACUCGUUUAUUUGUGGGAGCUUCGAAGCAGCUCAUUAAGCAUUCUCAUUCUCGUCAGGUGAUGUUUACUAUUAUCUGUCCGAAAUUUUGCAUUUUUCCACCUAAUGAAGAAAACCACUCUUUUAUUUGGUGC